Messenger RNA from Drosophila eugracilis, 4255 nucleotides. RefSeq lists its product as uncharacterized. Gene Ontology annotation, cellular component: transcription regulator complex; nucleus; aryl hydrocarbon receptor complex. The transcript is spliced from 9 exons. Gene Ontology annotation, biological process: regulation of transcription by RNA polymerase II. Gene Ontology annotation, molecular function: DNA-binding transcription factor activity, RNA polymerase II-specific; RNA polymerase II cis-regulatory region sequence-specific DNA binding; protein dimerization activity. The record is from RefSeq and is a predicted model, not a curated record. Bases 122 to 2986 code for a protein of 954 amino acids. Lineage: Eukaryota; Metazoa; Arthropoda; Insecta; Diptera; Drosophilidae.
GUGUGCGAGAGUUUACCAAGCGAUAGAGUGGGCAGGAUAGAUAGAUAGCGAGAGAGAGCGAGCGAGUGAGCGAAAAGCUUCAUGCAGAAAAACAAGAAACAGCGCAAAACAUCUGGAGAACAUGGAGGGUGCAAGUCGCAGCAGGAACUCCUCCACGAGUCACAGUCAAGGUCGCGGCCAGGACAUUGAGGAUCUCAAGCAAGACAUUCCCUACUUUGACGAACCACCAUCGUCCAUCGAUGCCGAACUGCUUGUUCUGGGCAAAACUGAAUGCAAAUUGGAUGAACUUAGCUGGGAUCGCGAUGCGGAUGUUGAUGCAGAUGCUCCGCUAGAGACGGCACAACAACCAGUCGAUCUCGAAGAGGACAACUAUCCGGACGAAAACGAGAGCUCUGUGCUGGGAAGUGAUUAUGCGCACAGUGGCAGUGGCAGUGGAGCAAAUAGUUUCUAUCAAUCGCCAACGCCCUCCGCCGCCGGAUCCGGUUGCGAUCUAAUGCUCCGCCCGCCUUCCAGUUCCAUUUACCACUUCAACUACCGAUCGCCGGCGAGUCCAUUGCCCGUGGCGAUCCCAGGCGGUGGUGGAUCCAAUUCUCGAGGCCUGCAUCCAUAUGCACAUUCCCCGGCCCAUGGCUCACAGGCUGGUUUCUAUCCCAAUAUGUGGUAUCCGAAUGCACCUUACGGAUCGGGUGGUUCCGGUGCUGGUGCCGUCGCUGGUAGUGGCCGGUAUAUGAGCUAUGGAUCUGGUGGAUCGAAUUCAGGGACGAUUGCAGGUCCGGGAUCUAUGCAAGGAGUUUAUCCUGGACAUUCGAAUCAACUGCACGGAAUGCAUCAUCAAUAUGCACAGCCACAUUCGCAUCCACACCACCCGCAGCAUCCGCAUCAUCCGCCGCAUCCGCACCACCAGCAUCCGCACGAGACCAUGAUGGAAAUGUUUCAGCUGUCAAAUAGUGGCCGUGAGGCGCGAAAUCGUGCAGAGAAGAACCGGCGAGAUAAGCUAAAUGGAUCCAUCCAGGAACUAUCCACAAUGGUGCCCCAUGUGGCGGAGUCGCCACGUCGAGUGGACAAAACAGCCGUGUUGCGCUUCGCCGCUCAUGCAUUGCGAUUAAAACACGCCUUUGGCAACAGUCUGAUGCAGCAGCGACCGCAGAUGACGGACACCCUAAUGGAUAUGCUGGACAGCUUUUUCCUCACACUCACCUGCCACGGUCACAUACUGCUGAUCUCGGCCAGCAUUGAACAGCAUCUGGGCCACUGUCAGUCGGAUCUAUAUGGUCAGAGCAUUAUGCAGAUUACCCAUCCGGAUGAUCAGCCUAUGCUUAAAGAGAAACUGAUCCCCACCAACUUGGAGAACCUAUUCGAUGCCCAUGGUGAUUCGGAUGCAGAGGGUGAGCCCCGGCAAAGGAGUAAAUCCGAGGAGGACUACAUCGAUCGCAAGCUGCGCGAGGAUAGACGCAGCUUUCGAGUGAGAUUGGCUCGUGCUGGUCCCAGAUCGGAACCCACUGUCUACGAAGUGGUCAUGAUCGAUGGCUGUUUUCGACGCAGUGACGAAGCUCCGCGGGGCGUGCGAUCCAAUAAUUUUAGCUCCAAUCUGCAGUUGAUCCGAAGGACUCGCGGCCGUGAUGAUGUCAUUCCCCUGCACACCAUAAGCGGCAACGAUAUCAUUCUGACAGGCUGCGCCCGGAUCAUCCGUGCGCCGAAGAUCGCCAAUCGCCUGAUCGAUGCCAAUACGCUGGAGUACCGCACCCGCCACCUAAUUGACGGCAGAAUCAUUGACUGCGACCAGAGGAUUGGAUUAGUGGCCGGAUAUAUGACCGAUGAGGUGCGCAAUCUCAGUCCGUUCACUUUCAUGCACAACGAUGAUGUGCGCUGGGUGAUUGUGGCCCUGCGGCAAAUGUACGACUGCAAUAGUUCUUAUGGCGAAUCCACUUACCGACUGUUCACCCGAAAUGGCAACAUUAUCUACCUGCAAUCUAAGGGCUAUCUGGAGAUCGAUAAGGAGACAAACAAGGUGCACUCCUUUGUCUGUGUGAAUACGCUUCUGGGCGAGGAGGAGGGCAAACGUCGGGUGCAGGAGAUGAAGAAGAAGUUCUCGGUGAUCAUUAACACUCAGAUACCUCAGUCAACUAUCGAUAUACCGGCCUCAGAACAUCCAGCUUUGCUGGAAAAGGCUGUCCUACGGCUCAUCCAGAAUUUGCAAAAGACCGAUGAAGAUGGCGGCCAUGAUGAGGGCGAAGAAGAAGAGGAAGCGGAGGAUGAUGACGAUGAGGAGGAAGAUGAGGAUCAGGAUGAUGGGGUGCGCAGUAUGUCCGAAUACGGCGAUCACUAUGGCAGUCACGGUCAUGGCCGUUCGCAUCAUAGUUCCUCGACAAUAUCGUCCCAUGGGCAGGGUAGCUCCAAGACCCCGCCCUUGGCACUGGUGCCACCCGAAACAUCCUCUGUUAAGUCCUCAAUUUCGAAGAGUAUCAGUGUUGUUAAUGUGACAGCGGCAAAACAUCUACGUAGUGUCCACGGAUCGGCGGUCAAAUCGCCCAGCUCUUUGGCCACUUGCACCUGCAGCGAAUCCCACUCACCCUGCGACUUCUGUCAAGGUCCAUCCACGCCCGAUACCCAAACCGUUGGAUCAGCUAUAAAGAGAAGUAGUACUGCUCUGACGGAAACGGAGGAGAAGCUUCCCAAGCGACGUUUUAUUCCCAAUACUGAGAUCGAGCACGUCCUGAACACAUCUCUGGACCAAAUUGGCCGAAAUCUGACCCAACAACUCAACGUGGCCAGAAAUUUGCAGGAACAGAGCCAGCUCUACGAGUUGCCCGAUGGCAAUCAGCGAUUUAAUGAGAUCAUGCAAGAGCACCAGAAACAAAGUGAACUGUAUGUGAACAUCAAGAGCGAGUACGAGGUGCAGUUGCAGAAUAAGGGCAGCAACCGGAAGUCAUCCGAGACGGAUCGAAGUCAAGAGCAGCAGCAGAUACAGGAUGAGGACCAGGGCUAGACGGAACGAAAGUGAGAGAGAACGAUAUUGGUUCUCGACUGAAGGGUUUCAUCGAUGUGAUAACUACUGUCCUGGCAGUCAGCUCAAGUCCCAACCAAAAGUGGAGUGUCCUAAAAAGAAAACACUGAAAAAAAAAACAAAGAAAAUUAUAGAAAAGCAAAAUUGGAUAACUGAUGGAUAACUGCUGCAGAACAGAUUUAGAUACGGAUAGAUAACCUCUAACCCCAACCUAUGAGUGAGCCUGAGACAAACAUACUUUAGAUGCCCCGCCCACAAAACACACACGCACACACCCAAACACACACACGCUGUUUAUUCAGUUUGUUGUUUUUAACUUCAUGUACCAAGUAGAAAGGACUUUUACAUGCAUGUAGAACUAGUUACCAGUGUAAAGUGGAGAGCUGUUUCCGUUUCCGUUUUCUUCUAGAAUGUUUAAAAAGUACGACGUUCUUUAAAUUUAUAAAAUUUAUAACAACAAUAUUUUAGUUUUGCUGUCCAAAAUGUAGAACAAAUACAUAUAUAGAAAUUUAUAAUGUCAAUUUCUAACGAAAACGGAAACGGAAAUGGAAGCAAACACCUACAAAGGAUAACGAUUAGCAUAAAUGGGAGGAUUUAAACAAUUAUUAGGCUAAAUCGUAAUAUAUAUACAUUAAAUAUACUAUAUAUAAAUAUAUACCUAUGUACCAUACGUUGUGCGUAAUGCGCAUAGCCCAAACUAAACGUGAUAAAAGACUGUUACCAACUACAUACACACAUACUACACACACACAUGGAAACACCCGUAAAUCUAUAACUAAAACGUAAACUUAAUUCGGAAUAGUUUCGUAAAACAAAUUAUUCACACGCCCACACACACAUGAGGCCGUGGCAUAGUUAAAUUAAAUUUACUAUACGAACACUUUUUAUAGAUGUUUAAUGUUGUUAUGCUAUAAGAUAAUAAAUCCAUAUAAAUUUAUGGAUUUUGGCCAAGCACGGUGCACUAACAAUUUGCAAGUGAGCCAAGUACAAUUUACACAAAUAUAUACAUAAUUAGAUGCAUAUAUGGUUCGAUGUAAACUAAUAAUUCGAUGUGAAUGAAUGAAAAUUAAAGGAAAAACAACAACAACCACACACACACACACACACAAACCAGAAAAUGCUUAGGCAAAAAAAUAUGAGAACUCUGUUAAAUGUUUGUUAUGCAUUUGUUUUUUUUUUAUCUAAAUUAAUAUUAAACUAAUGUAUUAGUGAAUAAACUUGUGUACCUACAUACAAAACAAUGAUAAAGAA